CCUGCAACUCGCAACUCGCACCUCCACUCCACACACCCUUCGCUACCCAUCCCUUCCCUGCGCUGCCCUGCUGCCCACCACCACCGGCAAGCAAGCAGCAAUCACAAGAUGGAAGACUUCCGCGUCAACGACACGGUCGACGUGAACGGGCAGCUCGCGCUCGUGCGGUUCGUCGGGGAAACACACUUCCAAGAUGGCGAGUGGAUUGGCGUCGAGCUCGAGAUGCCCACCGGGAAGAACAACGGCACCGUGCAGGGGAUACAGUACUUCUCGUGCGGCGACAGAUACGGCAUGUUUGUGCGGCCAGUCGUGCCGAGACUGGUGCAGCGGGCGCCCGCGCCUCCCCCGCCCCCUCCGCCCCCCCAGCCGACUCCGACCCCCCAGCAGCAGGCAAAGAGGAUGGGCAGGCCGGAGUCCCAGGCCGGUGUGGCGCUGGGGGUCGGCGGGAAGAGACUCAGCGUCCCCUCGCCGUCGCCGAUUGCUCAGAAGGGACGCAGCAUGACUUUGCGGAGCCCGACCCGACCCGCGUCCGCAACAAAGGGGAACCUAUCAUCGCCGGGGUCCUCAGUGGGGCCCAGCACGCCACGAACACAGACCCCGACCAUAGGAGCAAACCCGCGCACAUCCAUCGGCGGCGCGACGACGUCGUCGGCAUCGUCGACCACCCUCCGCCCCGCGCCCGGCAGCCGCCCCGGAUCCAUGGGCCCGCCGGUCGUCAAGACCACAGCCACGGCAAAGCGGCAGUCUAUCAGCGGUGGCAGCGGCGGCGGCGGGGGUGUGAGUGCACCGCUCGCCCGCACUACGUCCACGUCGAGCAAUAGUGGGUCGUCGACGCCGAUACCGAGGGUAGGCAGCAGGAUGUCGUUGAAGCCUGGGACUGUCGGGUCGCUGGUUAGGAAGGCGAGUCAGGAGAGUGGGGUUAGCUCUAGGUCGUCGCCGGAUGUGGGCGUGGGCAGAAAUAGGACAGGGAGUACUACUGCUGCGGCGGCGGCGCCGGGGGCCUCCGGGGCGGGAGUUAGGCCUCCGGGGGGGAGAGGCGGGUUGACGCCUGCUGGGGGGUCGGCGAGUGCUAGUGCUAGGACGUCUCCCUCCAGGGCACCGGCAACGGGAGGAGCGGAGCUGGCGACGGCACAGAGGGAGAUUGAGGAUUUGAAGAGCAAGAUCAAAGUGCUGGAGAAGAAGCGACAGGAGGACAGGGAGAACCUCAAGACGCUGCAGCGUGUGCAGGAGGAGCGGGAUAAAUAUGAGGGGAUCAUCCAGAAAUUGCAGCAGAAGUAUCAACCUCAGCAGGCGGAGCUGGUGGAGCUCAAGAAGACGCUCAAAGAGAUGGAGGCGACCGUGGCAGAGAUCGAGGACGUUAAGGCCGAACACGAAGCGAUGCUGGAAAUGGCCACACUCGACCGCGAAAUGGCCGAGGAGAUGACCGAGAGCUUCAAGGCCGAGCUGGACGCCGUGCGAGCUAAGGCUGAAGAGCUGGAGAUGGAGGUCGAGAUUUUGAAGGAGGAGAACGAGGAGCUAUCCCAGGGGAUGAGUCCCGAGGAGCGGAAUUCUGCGGGAUGGUUACAGCUCGAAAAGCAGAACAGUAGGCUUAGGGAAGCAUUGCUAAGGCUACGAGAGAUCACCAGCCAGACCGAGGAGGAGCUCAGAGCAGCAAAUGCCAGUCUCGAAGAGGAACUCAACGAACUCGCCAAGUACAAAGAGGACUACGAGGCCGUGCAGGAGAAGUACAUAGCCAGUCAAUCGGCCGUGGAGGAUCUCCGGGGCCAGCUCGAGGCUGCUCUCGGCGCGGAGGAGAUGCUCGAGGAGCUGACCGACCGCAACAUGAACAUGAGCGAGCAGAUCGACGAGUACCGUGCCACUGUCGAGGAUCUCGAGAGUCUGAAGGAGAUUGCUGACGAGCUUGAGAUCAACCAUAUCGAGACGGAGAAGCAGAUGCAGGAGGAACUGGACUACCGGGACCUAAUCAUCGGCGAGCAGGUAAAGAAGAUCCAGCAGCUCGAAUACAGCAAUGAGGAGAAUGAAUACACCAUCACUCGGUUCAGGGACCUGGUUGUCAAUCUGCAGAGCGAUCUCGAGGAUAUGAAGGCUUCACAGCAGAUCACCGAGAACGAGGCGGAAGAGUUGACGGCUAGGUCGAGGUCCAUGUUGGAUAUCAACAUGAAGCUGCAGAUCACCGCGGCAAAGGCACAGAACAAGACUAUCGACUUGGAGCUGAGAAAGAUGGAGGCAGAAGAGGCGAUUGAGCACCUUGCUGUCGUGCAGAUGUUCCUCCCCGACUCAUUCCACAGCGAGCGCGACUCUGUGCUUGCACUGUUGAGAUUCAAGCGCGUAGCAUUCAAGGCCAACCUUCUCCACAACUUUGUCAAAGAGCGGCUUGCAGCACAGACCGGCGGUCAACUAUCAAGCGGACACGAAGACCAACUCAUGGCCGCUUGCGACAUGUGUGACAAGCUCACCUGGGUCGCAGCCAUGUGCGAUCGCUUUGUCAACUGCAUCAGUUCCUGCUCGGUCGACCAGUUUGCGAGGUUCCAGGGAGCACUUAUCGAGCUCGAUCCCGUCGAGAGGGCGCUCAACAGCUGGAUUGAAGGUCUGCGACGCGAUGAGCUCAACGAGAAGCAGUGUGUCGCGGAACUCCAGCGCACCAUGGCACUCAUGUCGCAUCUCGGCGAGAUCCAUCUCAAGAGCGAUCUGGAGGGCUUCGCCAGCGACCUUCAUAUGAGGGUGUUGCUGAUGCAGACCUACAUGGAGUCUGCGGCUUCGGCUGUCACGCUGAUCAGGCUUGCUGUCCAGAAGAAACUGCCAGUCAAUCCUGAAGACGAGGAGACGGCGGCCAACUUCAACAAGAAGGCAGAUGCGCUGGUCUCCCAGUCACGCAGUGUCAAAGUGGUCGCCGGCAAAAUUCUACGCGCUCUGGAUGAUUUUAGACAGAGAAACCUCUCCAUCACGACGGACAAGAGGAGUGAGUUCAAGGCAUGUGAAGAGGCGACACAGAAGUUGGCUGUUUACACUAGAGCCGUGGGAGAGAAUGUGUAUGCACUUCUGUUCAACGACGGCGCAGACGACAACUCCUCGCGAAAGGAACCUACAUGGGCGGAUCUACAGAACACCAUGCUUACGACCACCGAGAAAGUACUCAGUAUGAGCGAGAGCGACAUGUUCGGAUCCGUGAUGAAGGACCUGAAGAACCUUACCAACAGCCUGACGGAGCUGGCCGGCGUAGCAUCCGAUAUCGACAUGACCGCUGAGUUCGAGAAAGCGCCCGCACCAUGGGUUAUCCGGGCGCAGGAAUUGAAGUCCACAAAGGUGGUCAACGUCGACGUCGAAGACAAGCUUCGCAGACUCAAGGACGACCUUCUCGAGCGCGCAACACAGAUUCGCAUCCGAGACAAGACCCUCGAGGAGUACGCGGUCAAGAUCGAGCUUCUCGAAUCCCGCAUGCGCAACGUCACCAAGCAGUCGGAACGCAUCGAAGAACUGGAGAGGCAAGUCACUGAGGGAACCGGAAGAGAAAAGGAAUUUUCCGAGGCUAUCGAGAAUCUCAACGAGGACCUCCAAAGUUUGGAAGCAGAUGCACUCAAGUGGAAGAAGGCCGCCGAGGACAAACGCGCUGUGGGCGAGACCGACCGCGCGGGCCAGGAACGUGCCGUCGCCACCGCCCGCGAGGUCGGCGGUCUCAAGAAGGAGAUCGCGGCGCUCAAGGGUGCCGUUGGCUUCUUCAGGAAAGAGAACGCGCGGAUCCGGCGGGUGGACCUGGUUGACGCUGACUCGUGGCUUCUCAAGCCGCUGGUGGACCCGAAGCAGAAGAAGAUGGCCGAGUAUGAAGCCGAGCUGGCGAAGGAGAGCCGUGACGUCAUGACCGAGCUAUGCAAUCUAGUCCUGGAGGAGCGGGUCGUCGAUCUCAACAAGCUAUGUCCCAACGAUACCGAGCGCAUGAAGUGGAAGCCUGUCAAGGAAACUCCCCGCUGGACAUGCGCCCGCCAGCGAGAACGCUACGCCGCCGUCAAAGCAUGGAAGCAGGAUCUGCUCGGCAGAGUCGAGCGACACCUCGAAGUGCCAAAAGCUAAACGGAGAGGCGGUGACGCCGGUGAAGUCAGGCUACCGCGUGCUAGCAUCAAGAUGGUCGGGCUACCGCCGUGGGGGGUUAUGGGCAAGGAAUCGCUGGGGUCGGAAGAGGUGGUCAUCAGGGAGUCGGAAGGGUGGGAGGAAUUGCAAGUAAGGCUCGGAGUUGUCGAGGCCUGAUCCAGUGUUUAUAAUUGGCGUUGUUUUCUUCUUCGUUCUCUCUUCUUCUCUGUGAGCGGAUGUAUCUUUCCGUCUGUCUGGUGAUGUAGCAGUCUUAUUCCUCACUGAUGCAUGUUGUUGUUGGUGAUACCUUUUUCUUCUGCUGUUUAGAUCUUGAUAAUGAAUGCGCGGGGAUCUGUUUAUCUUGCGCGACACAAGUGAUCAUGAGGUUCCUGUAGAGACCGUACCGGCGAUCGAAGAUCUCCAGGCUUCAGGUGAGACACUCCAAGACUUCUCGAGACACUCCAAGACUUCUCGAGACACUCCAAGACUUCUUGAG
This is a messenger RNA of Tricharina praecox, 4558 nucleotides long. RefSeq names its product dynein associated protein-domain-containing protein. NCBI's taxonomy places the organism in Eukaryota, Fungi, Ascomycota, Pezizomycetes, Pezizales, Pyronemataceae. Gene Ontology annotation, cellular component: spindle; cell tip; microtubule associated complex. Gene Ontology annotation, biological process: establishment of mitotic spindle orientation; nuclear migration involved in conjugation with cellular fusion. The record is from RefSeq and is a predicted model, not a curated record. The transcript is spliced from 3 exons. The coding region runs from base 109 to 4239 and encodes 1376 amino acids.